Messenger RNA from Anguilla rostrata (American eel), 3767 nucleotides. RefSeq names its product extracellular calcium-sensing receptor-like. Gene Ontology annotation, cellular component: plasma membrane. Gene Ontology annotation, molecular function: G protein-coupled receptor activity. The transcript has 6 exons. NCBI's taxonomy places the organism in Eukaryota, Metazoa, Chordata, Actinopteri, Anguilliformes, Anguillidae. Gene Ontology annotation, biological process: G protein-coupled receptor signaling pathway. Bases 37 to 2619 code for a protein of 860 amino acids. The record is from RefSeq and is a predicted model, not a curated record.
CCCAUCUCUCUGUCCCUCCUCCCGCUCCUGCAGGAGAUGGGUGUUCGUACCUGGUUAUGGCUGUGGGUGCUGUUGGUCCUUGGAGCUGUGUGUGGGUUAGCAGAAUCCUCCUGCCAGCUUCUGGAGACUCUGACCUCUCAGAGUGUGUAUAAGGAGGGUGAUGUGAUUAUUGGAGGACUUUUCCCUGUUCAUUUACAGCCACCUGAGCCCAGCCUGGACUUCACACAAAGAGCAGCACUUUUGCAGUGUCAGAAUUUUUAUUUGCGUGGAUACCGUUGGCUGCAGACCAUGAUCUUUGCAGUAGAAGAGAUAAACAGAAACCCACAGCUGCUACCCAAUCUCACGCUGGGGUAUGCCCUCGCUGACACCUGUCUUGCAGACAAAACAACUAUAAGCGCUGCACUGGGGCUGGUAACCGGGAAGGACCCUGUUGUCAACCCGUCAAGCUCCAGGUGCGGUCGCACUCCCAAGGUGCCUGUCAUCGUCGGUGAUGCCCGCUCCUCCACAUCUAUCAUGAUCGCUGACACACUGGGAGUCUUCAACAUCCCCAUGGUGAGCUACUUUGCCACAUGUGCUUGCCUUGGAGACCGCCAAAAGUACCCCACCUUCUUUCGCACUGUUCCCAGCGACGCCUUUCAAGCCCGGGCCAUGGCACGUAUGCUGCGCCUCUUUGGCUGGACCUGGGUGGGUGUGGUGAUGGGAGAUGAUGACUACAGCAAGUCCGGGAUCCAGCUUCUGCUGGAGGAGCUGCAAAACUCUCAGGUGUGUGUGGCCUUUUCUGAGGUCAUCCCAAAGGUCAACUUGGAGAAGAGUAUCCCGCGCAUUGUGGCGAUGCUCAGGCAAUCCACAGCCAAAGUCAUCAUCACUUUUGCCAUUGCCACAGACAUGCAUGUCCUGCUGAGUGAGGUGUUGAGACAAAACAUCACCAACAAGCAGUGGAUCGCCACAGAGUCCUGGAUUACUGCCAGCUUCAUCUCUUCUCCUGAAAACCUGGCCUCAAUGAGUGGCACUAUAGGAUUUGCCUUGCGCAAGGGCAACCUUCAGGGUCUCAGGUCAUUUCUCACCAGGUUUCAGCCCAAAGAUUUGCCCUCUGACCCCUUCCUGCAGGAAUUCUGGGAGGUGAUUUUCGGAUGCUCUUGGAAGAAUGACCCCUCCCCUUCUCUGUCUGCCAUGCCCCAUUGCACAGGGUAUGAGAGCUUGGACAAUAUUGAAAACAUUUAUACUGACGUCUCCCAGUUGAGGGCCACUUACAGUGUGUACAAGGCUGUGUAUGCCAUCGCACAUGCCAUUCACAACAUGCUGUCCUGCCAACCAGGAGAUGGCCCCUUUGAAAAUGGGGGAUGUCCAGAUGUCACCAACCUCCAGCCCUGGCAGAUUCUCCACUACCUCCAUACUGUAAACUUCACCACACCUGUGGGGGAAGCUACACACUUUGAUGAGAACGGUGAACCACCGGCUGCUUAUGACAUAAUUAACUGGCAAGUGGGGGCGCAUGGAACAUUGGAGUUUGUCAGGGUGGGACAGUUUGACUCUGUGGACGGAUCUCACAGCGAGUUUGACAUCGAUGUGAAAAGAGUCGUCUGGGGCGGUGGCCAGAAAGAGGUGCCUAUGUCCGUCUGCAGCAUGCCCUGUCCCCCAGGCACUCGGAAGGCUGUGCAGAAAGGAAAGCCCAUCUGCUGCUUUGACUGCUUACCAUGUGCAGAAGGGGAGAUCAGCAACACCACUGGUUCAACAGAGUGCCAGAAGUGCCCAGAUCGAUUCUGGUCGAAUGCUGCUCGAACAACCUGCAUUCCAAAAGAGGUGGAGUUCCUGUCCUUCCAGGAAAUCAUGGGGAUCAUUCUUGCUGCUCUUUCAGUUUCUGGGGUGGUCCUCACAACCAGUGUCCUCGCCACCUUCUUUUUCCACCGGGACACGCCCCUCGUUAGGGCAAACAAUGCAGAGCUGAGCUUCCUGCUGCUGCUGUCACUCUCUCUCUGCUUCCUGUGUGCACUGGCCUUCAUCGGUCGCCCCACCCCCUGGUCCUGUAUGUUGCGCCACACGCUGUUUGGGAUCAGUUUUGUGCUCUGCAUUUCCUGUGUCCUCAGCAGGACGGUGGUGGUGCUGGUGGCCUUCCGUGCCUCAGUCCCUGGCAGCAACAUCAUGCGGUACUUUGGCCCAGUGCAGCAGAGACUGGCCAUCUCCCUCUGCACCUCUGUCCAGGUGCUCAUCUGUGUGCUGUGGCUGGUUCUCUCACCGCCCAUCCCAGCAGAGGUACAGGGGAGGAGUGCCAGGAUCAUCCUUGAGUGUGAUGUGGGCUCAGGGGCUGGAUUUGCCUGUGUCCUGGGCUACAUUGGUCUGCUGGCAGCCAUCUGCUUCCUGCUGGCUUUUUUAGCCAGGAAGCUCCCUGACAACUUCAAUGAAGCUAAGUUCAUCACCUUCAGCAUGCUCAUCUUCUGCGCUGUCUGGAUCACCUUCAUUCCUGCCUAUGUCAGCUCCCCUGGGAAAUACACAGUCGCUGUGGAGAUAUUCGCCAUCCUGGCCUCAAGCUAUGGACUACUUCUCUGCAUUUUUGCUCCCAAGUGUUAUAUAAUCCUACUGAGACCAGACAAGAACACCAAGAAGAAGAUGAUGGCCAAAUAAAAGUAAUAAACCGUACAUCACAUGUAUUGUGUGUGCUAAACAUUCAAGUGAUUCCUAGAGAACGUUUAUCUGCUUUUGCUUAGAUAUUGGGUCAACGGGCCAAUCAACUUCCAGAGCUGGAAGCAUUUUAUAACCUCUUAAAAAUUAACCUUAAUUAAAAAAUGAACUAAUUCAUACUGAAGAUCUUCCUGACACACAAAACAUCAAAUAAUAUACCAUAGAUAUUAUACUAUGAAAUGUAAAAUAUUCAAUUAGAAAUCAAGCAAGAAAUGUUAAUUAUUCCACACACCAAUCUAAUAAAAAUAAAACAUCUUCCCUAACACAAAGCAUCCCACUUUCUGUUCUUCUACAAUUACAGAAUAUAAGCAGUGGAGUCCAAACUAUGUUCAGAGUGGGAACCCCUCCCAUCUCUGCUGCAUUGCGAUUUCACCCCACACUUAUAAAUUCAGUCACCAUCAGGACACAACACACACACCAUGUCACUCUCUGAGACGCACAUUUCCAUUUCUCAAUGGACAUCUGGCCGUUUUACAUUUUCAUCCCUGGCUUUCUGGAAUAUUCCACUGUCCUAUGAUUUUUUAACUUUGUUCUUUGUUUUUUGGGACUACAUUGAGUGAAAUAAGCUGUGGUUUGGUAACUUCUUUCAUUCAUUUUUUUGUGUCUGUGACCUGUCCAUGUCUGUAACAUUCAUUGCUUAAGGUAGUUGAACUUUUUCUUUACAUUAAAUGUUGAAUUUGCAACUUACAUUUCUUAAUUUUACUCUGGUUUUGAGUUGUACAUCUUUGAGGUUGAUCCAAGAGGUAGCUCUGCCUAUCAACAAAUUUGCUAUUUUUGCUGACAAUUGAUAUAUUUGAUAAUAAUCACCAAAUUAAAUCAAAUAAAUAUAUAUUUUAUAUGUUGAAUAAGUGAGAAUUUUUAACUGUUAAUCUGCUUAAUAAUUUUCACAUGUAGCACACUACUUAUACAAUAUCUUGAAUAAAACUCACCUGGGAUUGAUCAUGAUUCUUGCACUUUUCAUGCCUAAAAUUGAUUACCAACAAAAUGUUAUUCUUAAAGUGUGCACAGCGCCCACUUCGAGGAAUCACAUGCAGCCCUCAAAUGUGCAGUAUGUGAAACUAAUUUGAACUUUAUCAGUAUUCAGUGCUAAA